UGGGAAAUGGGACGUAUUCCAACUGGAGCUUCCUGACAGAGCGUGGGCCUACAAAUGGUCCAAGCAAUUGCCACUGCCCAGCCUUUCCCUCCCACCUGCUGACUCCCUCCAUGGGGAAGGCUUCCUGGCUUUUGUUCAGUCUCUGCCUUGUUAAUGGCACUUACUUGAUUUCGUGUUGGGUUGAGCAAGAGCCCAAUGACUGGAGAAACUGUAUCAAGAGGAGCAGCUGCUGUGCCCUGAGGGGUUUUUCAUCCUCGUGACCAAAAUCUAUAGUCAUAGGUGAAGCCUAUUUAUUCCCAACCAAGCUGGGGAAAUCUCAAAUAAUCCUUUGCAGGUACAAGAGCUCUGCCAGGAUUAAAGCAGGCAGCACUGUGUGCCGGGGGAGCUGCAGCUCUGCCCAGCUGAAGGGAAGGGACCAUCUCAGUCCUACAGAAGGGUGAACCCUCGAGAAGGCCUCCCCUGGUUUUUGGACAUCAGCAUUGAGUGGACUUCUGCUGGGGCCAUGUCCUCUUCCAUCAGAAUUGAAUCUGUUGUGAAGGAGAAGAACCGGAUGGGAGAAUGCCCGGUCUGGGAAGAACGGGAGAACGCGCUCGUCUAUGUUGACAUUAAUGGCCAGAAAGUCUGCCGCUGGAGCGCACUCAGCCACGAGGUGCAGUGCGUGUCUGUGGAUGCCCGUGUCAGCUCUGUGGCCCUGAGGCAGCGUGGGGGCUACAUCAUCACCCUGGGGUCCAGGUUUGCCUAUCUGGACUGGGACACCCAGAAGGUCACCACCAUCCUCAAGCUUGAGCAGGAUAAACCCAACAACAGGUUCAAUGAUGGCAAAGUGGAUCCCAAGGGGAGGUAUUUUGCUGGCACGAUGGCUGAAGAGACAGCACCAGGGGUCCGAGCAAGACGGCAAGGGGCUCUCUAUACUCUUUUCCCUGACCUAUCAGUAAUAAAACAGUUAGACCAAGUGGACAUCUCCAAUGGUCUGGACUGGUCCCUGGACCACAGGACCUUCUUUCACACUGACAGCCUGGCGUACGCUGUGCAUGCCUUCAGCUAUGACGUGUGCACUGGAAAGAUUGCCUGCCCCAGACUGCUGUACCGCUUGGAGGAGGAGGAGCGGAUGCCCGACGGGAUGUGCACUGAUGCAGAGGGGAAGCUCUGGGUGGCCUGCAUUGAUGGAGGAAGAGUGAUCCGCAUUGAUCCAGAGACAGGAAAAAGAAUCCAAACUGUGAGGCUGCCAACUUCAAGGAUCACCUCCUGCUGCUUUGGAGGAAAGGACUACGCGGAGAUGUACGUGACGUCUGCCUAUGAUGGGCUGGACGAGGCCACCCUCGCCAAGGAGCCUCAGGCGGGAGAGAUAUUCAAGAUAACAGGCCUGGGUGUUAAAGGGAUCCCACAGAAUUUUUUUGCUGCUUAGAAGUCACCACUAAGUAACAAAUGAGAAGUGCUUGCCUCUUGCAGUAAUUCUGGGAAGGAGAAGUCCAAUGAGCUACAGAAUCCAUCCUGCGAGGAUUUCUAAACCCAUGAUUGAGAAUGUGCUUGUUUGGAACCGAAGAUAUUCCUUCUUCUGUGGGCCCAUGGCAGGUUACAAUAGGUCAGAGAGGUAAAGUGUUACAACUUGACAUCUUCCGUGACUUUACAUAAACUUCUUUGAGCUUGAGCUUAGUUAUUUUGAGCUUUCUGAUCACCAGCUCUGGAUUUUCAUGUCUCUGUGGUUUCCAAAGCAGAUCUGGCUCCUGGUCUGUCUCCUCAUGAGACAGUGAUGUAACAGAAAUGAUACAGCUGAUUUUAAUACACAUUUUGAGAGUGAUAACUGGAACAGGACUGCUCCUUUGCUGCAGGCUUUCAUCUCUCACUUGAAGUAUUCAGGCUCCAAUUUUAGGUUCUAGGCUGUUUCCAUUUGCUUUGUCACAAAGUUUUCUGUUUUGCCUUUAGGCCACCAUUUACGCCUUG
Messenger RNA from Lagopus muta (rock ptarmigan), 1941 nucleotides. Its product is annotated as regucalcin-like. Gene Ontology annotation, molecular function: gluconolactonase activity; calcium ion binding; enzyme regulator activity. The record is from RefSeq and is a predicted model, not a curated record. The transcript is spliced from 7 exons. NCBI's taxonomy places the organism in Eukaryota, Metazoa, Chordata, Aves, Galliformes, Phasianidae. The coding region runs from base 503 to 1405 and encodes 300 amino acids. Gene Ontology annotation, biological process: L-ascorbic acid biosynthetic process.